This is a messenger RNA of Rhagoletis pomonella (apple maggot), 1267 nucleotides long. RefSeq lists its product as uncharacterized. The record is from RefSeq and is a predicted model, not a curated record. NCBI's taxonomy places the organism in Eukaryota, Metazoa, Arthropoda, Insecta, Diptera, Tephritidae. Gene Ontology annotation, molecular function: catalytic activity. The coding region runs from base 242 to 1267 and encodes 341 amino acids. The transcript has 3 exons.
AAACAAAUUGAUUUAGACAGAACUCUAAUCUCAUGCUCUAAACUAAUUAAAAAAGAUGUCUCAGCUCAAUCCCUGAAUAGGAUUAAUUUUAAAUUAGGAGUCCCUGAGUCCUGUUAUGAAAAAUUACUAUGCCCGGAUAUCUGGCCAACAAAUGUUACCGUUAAGCCUUUUCUGAAUUUUCGGAAGGGUCGACGAAAGCUAUUACGGACGUAGCAAGUAGUACCCGACUAAUUUAUCUGGUAUGAGAACCAAGUCUGAAAUGGUGCACAACUUUAGUGAGCAAAUGAAUUACGACAUCUUUGUUUUCGUCGAAACAUGGUUGAAUGAGAAUUUCUUUGACGGUGAAUUCUUCAACUCAAAUCUGUUCAAUGUAUUUCGUAAAGAUCGUGAUGCUGAAAAAACUGGCUGCCUUCGAGGAGGUGGUGUUCUUAUUGCCAUUAAGCGUCAACUGCAAGCGUCUUUGGUCACACUUUCGAAUGGUGAUUCUUUACUGGAUCAGCUUUGUGUUUGUGUUAACGGUUCCACACCGCAAGACUCUUUGUAUCUUCUUGCGUCGUACGUGCCCCCGGGCAGCUCUUUCGAAUUAUACAAGGCCCACGCAGAUAACAUUGCUUCAUUAGUCUUAAACAACGUUAAGGAGCAUCACCUCUGCGUGCUCGGCGAUUUUAACCUACCUAAUAUUAAUUGGUCAACUAGCAUUUCUAAUAAUUACGGUCUCACGCCAAAUAAUGUCAACUCAAGUCAAGAAUUGUAUUUCAUCGAUAAUGUACUUAGUCUUAACUUAAUUCAAAUUAAUAAUUAUUUUAAUUCUCUAAAUAGGCUACUGGAUCUUAUAUUUAUAAGUGACAAUUUUUGUUGUGAAGUUAGUGAGUGCCUGAAUCCAGUUACUUCUAAGGACAGACAUCAUCUACCACUUGUUGUCGAGUUUAGAUUUUAUCAUUUUCCUCCGGUUACUACUGUGAGUAGACCAAUCUUUAAUUAUUCUUCGUGUGACUUUGUAAGUCUUAAUGAUAUUUUACUUGAAAUAAAUUGGGAGGAGCUACUUGGUGGGCUUGAUACAUCUGUCAGCUUUUCCGCUUUCAAGUCGAUCGUAUACACCCAAUGUUUAGAUAGGAUCCCCCUGCGGGUAAAAAGAGCCUAUAAAUUACCUUGGUACACUAAAGAAUUAAAUAAACUCAAGAAUCUUAAAAACAAAUUCUUAAAAAAAUUUCAUAAGAGUAAGAAUAACUUCCUCUUCAUAUAUGCGCAAAAUAGAGGGGAACAUUAA